Molecule: messenger RNA, 828 nt
Organism: Carassius auratus (goldfish)
Lineage: Eukaryota; Metazoa; Chordata; Actinopteri; Cypriniformes; Cyprinidae
Product: Sjoegren syndrome nuclear autoantigen 1-like
Exons: 3
Coding region: 290-637 (115 amino acids)
Biological process (GO): axon extension
Cellular component (GO): centrosome; axon; ciliary basal body
Source: RefSeq, a predicted model, not a curated record
AACGGAAACCGUCGUGGAGAUGCUUCUUGAACGUCCCAAUGGAUACAGGAAGGAGACUUAACUAACGUUACUUCAGGGCUUUUGGAAUGUUUUCUUUAAAGUUAUCGUAUUCUCCUCGCAAUGUGUACAAUUUAACGCCCGGUAAAUUCGUGGUUUGCUAAUUAAAGCAUUAAUCUGACUCAGAAGGUGCAACAAGCUAUCAGACGUCACUGCUAAUUUGCAUGAAACGCUUUUUGUGACUAAAACAUUGCAGGCAGGCUUAGUUAGUUAGUCUGCUAACUUAAUCAGAAUGACCCAGCAAGGAGCUGCACUGCAAACCUACAACAAUGAGCUUGUCAAGUGCAUAGAGGAACUGUGUUCUAAAAGAGAAGAGUUGAACCGGCUGAUCCAGCAGGAGGAAGCAGAGAAAACUCGUCUGCAGCAUGAUAUCCGUUUGCUGACAGACAAGCUGAGUCACGUGAACGAGAGCCUGGCACACCGCCUUGCAGCCCGCGCUGACUUUGACCGCACAAUCGCAGAGACCGAGGCUGCGUACAUGAAGAUUCUUGAAAGCUCUCAGACACUUUUGAGUGUUUUGAAGAAGGAAACAGGAAAUCUGACCAAAGCCACUGAACCAAGAAGCAUCACUGAUCAUUGAAUAAUGCAGAAUGUCCCAUCUAUCUAUCUUCUCCCAUCUAUCUAUGACUAUAUUCUAAUAAUGAUUUCAUCUUUACCAGCAUCACUUCUUGUAAUCACCACACAACUCCUAUUGGGAAGUUCUGUAUGUAAUGUAAAGGUUUGUAAUGUUUUGAUAUGUAUUAGUGUUUAAUAAAAUCCUUUUAUUUAAAU